Molecule: messenger RNA, 1402 nt
Organism: Menidia menidia (Atlantic silverside)
Lineage: Eukaryota; Metazoa; Chordata; Actinopteri; Atheriniformes; Atherinopsidae
Source: the annotation of a GenBank genome assembly
UCACAGGGUCCCAAGCCCCCACGUUGUAAUUUUCCAAACAACAACUUGAUGGAAUCGGUGCGAGAGGCCUGGAGUUGUCCGGCAGCCAGCCAAACUGCUGUCACAGCCAGGCCGCCCCCCAACACAAGAGGAACGUCUGACUCUCAGUCCCGUUACCAUGGGGAUGGGGUUCGUUACAGGGCCAAGCUGAUAGGCAUGGACACGGUCCCUGGUGCACAAGGACAGAAAAUGUGCUUGGACUGCAUGAUGAAACUGAAGGGCUUUGAGGCUGCAGCAAGGAAACAAGGGAAACACAAGCUGAGAAUAUGGCUGAAAAUUUGCUCCAGUGGUUUGAAAAUUGUGGAUGAGAGGAGUGGGAUUGUUCUUCACGACCAUGACAGGAGCAAAAUUAGCUCUUUGACUAAAGACGCGUCUGACCCCAGAGCUUUGGCCUACAUCUACCAACAUGAAGAAGCAUACAUCCUCUUCUACAUCAAGACGGCCAAUCAGGCGGAUCCGGUUCUUCUUGACAUCAAGGAGGUUUGCCAGAAAGUCGAGCAAGAGACCCCAAAGACCCUUGCAGAGACACAAACUGUCCCUUUAGUUCAUCUAAAUCACAGUUCACCCCCUCCAGCUAUGGGAGAAGCCCUGAAUGAUGUCUUCAGCCCACGACCCAGCACCUUCUCCGAACAAUCAAACCAGUGUUCUAGCAAUGAACUGAUGGAGGUGUUUUCCAGCCGUUUAGAGGACCCUCUGUCGUCCACACAAAACGCAGUCACCAGUCCAUCAGAGUCUCCCCUGCAAAUGUUCUCCACAGCUCAGAUUCUCUCCAUGUUCCCCGCUCAGCCAGUGGGAGGCGCUCCAUACUUCCCUACACCACACUGUCCCUCCACAGUGCCCUGGGGUCAGCAGGGGCCUUGGGGGAAUCAGUGGGGGGGUGAAACGCCCACCAUGGCUGGCAACACGCCCGUGUGGGCUCAGACAACCAUCCCAGCAACCCCAGUAGGAGUUCAACCUCAGGCUCACGCCACUGAGAACCCUCCACUGGGAUUCGUGGUGGGGGGCAGCACAGUGGGAUGUCCUGCUAUGCCUCCAUCUUUUCAUGGAUACACCAUUCCUUUAAAUUCUGCCCACACCUCCAUGGGAGCAACGGGAGAGUUGGAUAACUCUCUCCUGUAAUGAGUUGGUGAUCAUCUAAAAACGGAUCUGUUUGUGUCAAACUCUGCACUCAACAAUUCUGCUUUUCUGCUCUAAACAUGAUAUGAAUUCAGAUAUGAAUAAUUUGGAUGAUUCUGGAACCUGUGAUGGAUUUUACAUAUAAAGUAUAACAAUGUUUUACUGUACACAGCUUUUAGUGAGACUUCUUAUAAAACAUAUUAUUUGGCUUAAACCAGCUUCUAUCUUUUCUACUCUUUUCAAAAGU